CUCUUUCACAUCUCAGCUCCAAACAAGGCCAAUUAGCCAAAACCAAAACCAAACACACAUCUGAACCAGUGUUCUUCAUCCAUGGCCGAUGCACAGAGGAGUAAGUCCGGCAGCGGGAACCGGCGCCAGCCCAGCCGGCUGCAGCGGCGGGCCCCGUCGCUACAAAUCAGCGCACCCGUCUCUAAUUGGAACGUGGCCAUCCCGCUCCUAUCUCCGCUUGCCACGUCCCCGACGUCCCCGAACCUGUUGAACGAUCGGAUGGCGGAGACGAAGCCGAGGGAGGAUCCGAGGCAGCAAGGCGCCGAGGCCGAGAAAGUGGCUUUCAAGAAAUGGCAGCACCCGGCGGCUCCCUUCUGCUACGAGCCGGCGCCGCGGGUCCGACCCUUCGUGCCGGCGUAGACAGGAGUAGAUAGGGGGUAAUAGGAUUGUAUGAUUGGCAAAUAGUAUGUAGAUCUAACGGUGUGAGUUGGAAGAGUUUUUUUGAUCAACAUUGACAUGAUCGAGUUUGUGCAAGCUGUAUACAGGGUUAAAUAAUUUAUUGCGGUUAUAAAACAAACUUGCUUUUGUACAUA
Alnus glutinosa is the source of this 572-nucleotide messenger RNA. RefSeq lists its product as uncharacterized. Gene Ontology annotation, cellular component: cytoplasm; nucleus. The record is from RefSeq and is a predicted model, not a curated record. Bases 82 to 399 code for a protein of 105 amino acids. The transcript has a single exon. Lineage: Eukaryota; Viridiplantae; Streptophyta; Magnoliopsida; Fagales; Betulaceae.